Darwinula stevensoni is the source of this 1359-nucleotide messenger RNA. The record is from the annotation of a GenBank genome assembly. Lineage: Eukaryota; Metazoa; Arthropoda; Ostracoda; Podocopida; Darwinulidae.
AUGACAUCGAUCUCGACGGAAGAUUUCAUUUGGGAACUCGAGCGCUUUCUUGAAACCCGCUUCUACACGUUGGAAGGCUCUCUGACUCAUCCCAUAUCCGACAGCGAGGAUGCCUUCGCUGAUAUUAGGAAGUCAAUACGCCAUUGCAGCUUCAAUAAGGAACCGUGUAGAGAGCAAGAUUUCGUCGUUGUGGAUACGGAAGCGUUUGGGAAGUGCCUCGCCUUCAACUACAAAGGAGACAAAGAAGUUAAUCGUUCCAACUCUAGAGGGACAGGAGAAUUCCAGGAUUGGUACUUCAAAGACCAAGGAUUCUUCAAAGGGAUGAAACCUUCGGAAGGGCUUCAACUCCUCCUAACAUCAUACGCCUCGAACGACGUGACACUUCUCUCACCAACGGAAGGAUUCAGGCUGUCGAUCCAUUCUCCCGGAACGGAGCCCUCUCCCCUUGAGGAGGGAUUUGACAUAAACAUGCAAACAAUUUCCUACGUCGGCAUGAGGAAGGUGGAGUUUGAACGAAUUCAUACAGACGUUAGAGGAAAUUGCGCCUUUGAUUCUUAUUUAGUGCAGCGAUUCGAUCCCACGAUCUUCAAGAUCACAGAGAAAACAAAAUAUUCAAAGCAGCUGUGUCUCCGACUGUGCUUCUUUCAAAAGACUCCUGAAGCUGAAAGCUGCCUGGAUCAUUAUAUUCUGCGAAGUAGCAAGAACAAGUCGAAGAAUUGCAACGAUACAAGUUUGAAAGAAGUUUGGAAAAAAAGUUACGAGAAGGUCUUCAGGGAAGAUGGGUUCUGCGGUUGUCCCCCUCAAGCUUGCACUGAGGAGAAACUCCAGUGGUCAUUUUCGUCAGUGCAGAUGGGUCGUGAAAACGCCUUGCGUCUGGAUCUCCUCGCUUGGAUGAGGAAUGAGAAGAGGGAGAACAUGAGCGCAAGUGAACUGAAAAACAAGACCUUCUGUCGUCAUUUCAAAGAAAAUCUUGCUGGAGUCAACGUUUAUUACGAGAACAUGGCAGUGGAGAAAACCGUCGAGAAGCAAAUGUAUCCAUGGACGAGCUUCAUUGGAACUUUGGGAGGGAUGCUGGGUCUCUACACCGGGCUCUCCUUCGUUUCCCUUUUGGAAGUCCUGGAGUGGAUCUUGGACCUCUUCUUAUACGGUUGGAGGAAGCCUCUGGAGGAUAACACGGGGCCGAAGCCACGAGUCAUUCUCACCUGGAUGGACAGCCUGGAAGAGGCAGCAGAGCCCAGGAAUACGUUUCUUCAGGAUUCAGGUCUUACUUGGAGAGAUCGUCCAGUCUACGUUCGCCCAUCAGCGAAGGAGUCUCGGAGAGCUGGAUUCAAUGUCGCCUUCUCUGAUCGCUUCUCGUAG